Molecule: messenger RNA, 3486 nt
Organism: Corythoichthys intestinalis (scribbled pipefish)
Lineage: Eukaryota; Metazoa; Chordata; Actinopteri; Syngnathiformes; Syngnathidae
Product: piggyBac transposable element-derived protein 4-like
Exons: 5
Coding region: 491-2659 (722 amino acids)
Source: RefSeq, a predicted model, not a curated record
AACUUCCAAACGCUUGAUCAUAUUACGCUGAAGUUUCAGCACUGGAACGGUUCUACUUCCGGUUCACGUGAUGCAUCCUCUGUUUACGCACCCGGGAGUUGCUGUUCUUGUUCUUUCGUUUUCCCUUCUUCUAACCAAACGAGCUCCUUCAGAGCGUUUUCUUUGGAUGCGACAAAUUACUACUGACUGGAGGCCAACGCAAUCCUCAACAUCAAGUCAAAGAGUCGAACGUGGAAAAUGAGAAGAAAUCCAGGUCACGACGAACAAGUGAAAAAAAAAAUGAAGAUGCGGUGCCCACCUUACACGCGCAGCCACCUAAAUGUCCCGAGAUAUCAAGAAAAAGGACGAUGACUGGCUCUGAUGAGACCACCCCACCACCCAGGCAAAGCAAAGGAGGGAACUGGCCAGAAGUUCCGCAGACAACACUUUAGAAGAUUUACACCCUGAGAAGCACGGUCCUCUCCACGUUAAACAGGAAGAGGAGUCUGACAUGCUGUGGCUCAAACAGGAGGCGGAGCCAGAGACCCCUGACAUUAAAGAAGAAAAACAGGAAGCUGAAAUCCCCAAGUUUCCAAUGGGUGUCGGUGUAAAGAGUGAAGAAGACAAAGGUCCAAGCGAUGACAGCGGAGCAGCGAAACCCUCGAGCGACAGCUCAUUUCAGCGUGUGACAACAAAAGGAGAGGGAAGAUCGCAACCGGACGGCCUCUUAGCUCUGUUUUCAGACAGCGAUGACGUAACAUCACAUUCUUCUGACUUUAAUACUGAUGGGGAGGAGGAGGAUGACUUUGACCAAAAUGCUUCAAAAUCCUUAGACAAGUCACGAUUGAAAAGAGACGCAAAAGAAGGUGCGGUUGGGAAACCUUUUUCCUGCUCACUUUGUGAUAAAACAUUUCCUUGCAAAUGCAACUUAAAGGCACACAUGCGCACUCACACUGGAGAGAAGCCUUUUGCCUGCACUGCAACCACCAGAGUGAGUUGGACACUGGAGAGUGCAGAAAUGGCUAAGUUUUUUACCAAAGACAAAGCCCUUCAAGCAAUUUUGGCAACCGACACCGAAGACGAUUGCGGUUCUGAGUCGUCGGGGGAGUAUUCGCCCGAUUGUCAACCUGAUGCUGAUGACAACAUCGAGGAGGACAACUCCGAUUGGGAAGAAGAGGAGGGAGCCCCGGAUGAUGCUGCGGAAGCGGUCGGGCAGGACCAGGAUCCAUCGGACAGUGGCGAUCAUACGGUAUGGAGCUCGAAAAAUAAAAAAGUGAUGUGGCAUCCAACCAACGAAGUGGCUAGACAAUAUGUCCCUGUACAAAUACCCACACCUGGCCCCACGUCGUAUGCAGUAGCCAGGAUCAGGAGCCCGGAGACAGCGUUUGCAUUGUUUGUGGAUAAGAAGAUCGUCGCGAAAAUAGUCAAAAUGACCAACCUCCAAGGGCUCAGAACGAUCAAGAACUGGUCUCCCCUCACGCCCCAAGAGCUGCGGGCGUAUAUCGGGCUCCUGAUCCUGGCUGGAAUUUACCGGUCCAGGCAUGAAGCGACGAGCAGCUUGUGGGGCGCCAAGACCGGGCGUCCGAUGUUCUCCGACGCAAUGGCUCAUCGGAGGUUUAUGGAGAUCAACCGAAUGCUACGUUUCGACGAUAAGCUGCUUAGACCACAGCGGCACCAUGCGAACAAACUGUCGCCGAUAUCAGAUUUGUGGAACAGCUGGAAUUUCCGGCUGCAGAAAAUGUUCAACGUGGGACGUGACGUGUGCGUGGACGAUCAGCUAAUUGCCUUUACAGGACGCUGCAGCUUCAAACAGUAUAUGCCGUCAAAGCCCGCAAAGUAUGGCAUAAAAAUUUGGGCACUCUGUGACGCUCGAACCUCCUACGCAUUGAAGCUAAAGGUCUACACCGGCAAGCCUCCACGGGACACGCGUGAACACAAUGUAGGAAUGCGUGUGGUGCUGGGACUCACUGACGCGCUGGAAGGGCACACAAUAACAGUGGGCAACUUUUUCACAUCAAUACACCUUGCAGCAGAACUAAAAAAAAAAAGAAACUCACUUGUGGGUACUAUAAAGAGGAACAAGCCGGAGCUCCCUGCACAAGUGACACAAACAACAGGAAGGCAGCCCCUCUCGAGCAUUUUCUGCUUCACCAAAGACAUGGCUUUGGUUUCAUACAUCCCCAAAAAAGGGAAAAAUGUGCUGGUGCUCAGCACAGUUCACAAGGAGCCUAAAGUGGAGGACGAGGGCAAAAGAAAACCCGAAAUGAUAUUGGAUUACAAUAAAUCUAAGGUAGCAGUGGACCACCUGGACCAGGCGUGUGGCACAUACUCAACUCGCCGGCGAGCACAACGGUGGCCAAUGCGCCUUUUCUACCACAUGCUGGACAUUUCGGCCUUCAAUGCCUUUUUGCUGUACACCUCUGUGAACCCGGGUUGGAACGCCAACAAACUUUACAGAAGAAGGCUGUUCCUCGAGGAGGUCGGCAAUGCGUUGAUCAUGCCAGAGGUUCAUCGGAGAAAGCCACAGACCGCUGCAGUGGAGCAAGAAGAGGCCACUCCUUCGCCUAGGCGAAAACAAUGUGGCCUCUGCACAAACAAACUCAUUGCAUCCAAUGCAUGUGAAAACUGUGGUACCCCCAUUUGCCGCAAACACAUGAGGAGCAUCUGCAAAAACUGCUGAAAAAAAAAAAAAGUUUUGAAAAGUGUUCGUUGUUCUUGUUUUGAAAAGUGUUCGUUGUUCUUGUUCUGAAAAGUGUUUGUUCUUGUUCAGUAUUUGGUGGUGGAUUAUUACUUUAUAUAAAUUCUGUUAUGAAUUCUUCAUAGUUGUUGUCACUUAUAUGUUAUAGGUUAUAUGUGUAUGGAUAGCUCUGAUGCCACUGAACAUUUUCAGUGGUUGAAAGUAAAAAAAUAUAAAUGACUUAGUUAUCACGUCUCAAAACAUUUACAAUUAUUUUAAAAAUUGUGUGUUUAGGGGUGUUAUACACAAAAAUGGCCAUUGCCAAAAAUAGGCAUGCAAAUAGGCAUUUUUUGUUUUUGUUAUAACUCAUUGACCUUUUCAAGGCUCUAAUUGUGUGAUAUGAAAUUUUCCAAUUCACCUUAUAUGCAGCAUAGUUUGUUUUGGUCAUAGCACAGUACUGCUUUUAUUGUCCAUAGAGGGCAAAAAAUACAAAUAAAAACUAUAUGCGUAUGGAUAGCUCUGACGCCAGUGAACAUUUUGAGUGGUUGGAAGUAAAAAAAAAUAUUCAGAAAUGACUUAGUUAUCGCUACUCAAAACAUUUACAAUUAUUGUAGAACAAUUGUAUGUUUAGAGGUAUUAUAAAAACGUACAUAAAUACAUAAAUAUUGAAAUAUGAAUUAAAAUGUAAAGUGAAAUAUAUAAAUAAAAAUUUGAAUAAUUGAACAUUUAAAUAAAGCAAAUUGAAAUUGCAUAAAUAUUGAAAUUUAAGCUUUUUCAUGGCACAUUUAAUGAUUUAAUUUCAUAUUCAACAGUCACUUGGGGACAUAGCU